Messenger RNA from Tripterygium wilfordii, 835 nucleotides. Its product is annotated as histone H2A. Lineage: Eukaryota; Viridiplantae; Streptophyta; Magnoliopsida; Celastrales; Celastraceae. Gene Ontology annotation, cellular component: nucleosome. Gene Ontology annotation, molecular function: DNA binding; protein heterodimerization activity; structural constituent of chromatin. The record is from RefSeq and is a predicted model, not a curated record. Bases 125 to 574 code for a protein of 149 amino acids. The transcript has 2 exons.
AAAACAGGCCGUGGGAAACACCAUCCCAAGCCUGAAUUCGUGAUUUCUGUUUCACCGGCAGCCGAACAGUUUCAUUCUUCUGCAUUUAAGAGAGCUUGGUUUUAUUCAGGCGGGUAUUCAAGCUAUGGAUACCGGAGGAAAGUUGAAGAAGGGAGCCGGAGGGAGGAAAGGCGGAGGUCCCAAGAGCAAGCCAGUCUCUCGGUCAGUGAAGGCCGGUCUUCAGUUUCCGGUGGGAAGAAUUGGGCGAUACUUGAAGAAGGGGAGGUACUCUCAGCGAGUUGGUUCUGGUGCUCCGGUGUACUUGGCUGCUGUCCUCGAGUACUUAGCUGCUGAAGUGCUGGAGUUGGCUGGAAAUGCUGCCCGUGACAACAAGAAGAACAGAAUUAUCCCAAGGCAUCUUCUACUGGCUGUGAGGAAUGAUGAGGAGCUUGGGAAGCUUCUUUCUGGUGUCACCAUUGCUCAUGGAGGUGUCCUUCCCAACAUCAACCCUGUUCUCUUACCCAAGAAGACUGAUAAGGCCUCCAAAGAGCCCAAGUCACCAUCCAAAGCUACCAAGUCCCCCAAGAAGGCCUAAUUUCUGGCAGCCAUUGUAGCUUGUUUGUCUUUUCACAUGACAUAUGUAGUUUGGUUUUAGGAUUUAAAUGGCCAUGUUUUCUUUACAUGUAGGAAUUAAAUGUGAUCUUUUUGGAAAUACUAUUGAACUUUGGGAUCUAUAUUGGGAUUUCUGUCGAAGGCAAAUCAGUGACCCCGCCUGUUCUUGUUCACUGUAAUCUCUUUUGAAGUUUUUGUCUACAGUGUUUGGAUUAUAUGUGCAGCUGCAAUAUGCUUUUGGAUA